AUGGUUCAGACGGGGCUAGGUCUCCAAGGACCGCCUUGGCUGGCCGUUGGUUUCACGGCCAUGACCUGGCGCCCGAGUUGGGAUGAGCUCUCGGUUCCGUGUCAUGUCUACAGAAAUACUCAGGAAGAGGUCUUGCAAGUCCCCAACAGUCUGGGUUCCUUGCUGGCCUGGCUCUGCCGGCCCAGAGCAGUGGAACCGUCUUGCUGUUUCCUGUAUCUUCAUGGGUUCCCAGAUCAAAGCCUUGACCACCGCAAGGAGCUGUCCAGCUACGGCCAACUACGGCCCGCACUGCCUCAGCGAUUGGCAGCUCAGCUCCUGGCUGCGCGUCCCGAGGCAGCUUUCGCAGCCUUCAACUUUUCCGGCACCCCUGGAUCUGAUGCGAGCUGCCGGUUUCGUGACAAAACAGUCACCCAAGAACUCUCCGAUACACUGGCCAUGAUGUCUUACUUGCGGGAGCGAUGGCCUGGGCUUCCCAUCCACGUCAUUGGCAUCUCCACUGGUGCCAUCGUUGCCAGUUUGCUGAGGGGCGUUCACAGUGUUGGUGACAUCACCAUCACCACGAUCGCUGGACUCAAGAAUGUCCAGAGGGGUCUCUGCUUGGAUUUUGACAAAGUGCAGCAGCAGGCCUUUGACAGCGAAGGUGAAUGCUGGAAGGAAUUCUGGCUGCCCCGUGAAUCUCCGUCAAAUCCACCUGACGCCAAGUUCGACGGGGUUUGCUCCAACACCGGCUCGGACGGCUCGGAACGCUGGGAGAAGGCCCAUUUGCCACUGGCUGCAGCCUACCGGGAGGACUUCCUGAAGUUGGAUGUGCCCACUGCGAUUUCUACUGGUACCGCACCUCUGCUGGUCCUCCAUGGUGACCGCGACCGCAGCAUACCACUGGAGAAUGGUCAGGAGCUGUUCGAGGCAGCAGCGCAUCCAAAGGAGCUCUUGGUGCUGAAAGGUGGAGACCAUUUGCUGCGAAGCUCCAAGACAACCAGCAAAGCGGGCCGGGCCAUUCUCGAUUUCACUUGCAAGUACCCGAGAGGAGACACUACCGCUGAGCACUAA
Molecule: messenger RNA, 1050 nt
Organism: Symbiodinium sp. CCMP2456
Lineage: Eukaryota; Dinophyceae; Suessiales; Symbiodiniaceae
Source: the annotation of a GenBank genome assembly